AUGAACAACAACGCUCAAAACAAAAGAUCAUUAGAUGAUUCCAAUGGGAAUGACACUAAAAGACCCAAACAAGAGGAUCCAAAGUAUAUUUUACCAAAACAAGUGAAUACAUAUCCAGCCACUCUACCGGAAAGAAAGAAAAAUAUAGAAUACAUUCUUAAUAUCCUAACCAAGAAACAACCAAAUAUCACCAAUCCAAAACUAAAGGCAAUAGAUAUUGAAUAUGAAAUAGCUAAAAAAUCAACUAAUGCGACUUACAAAACAGUAUUUAGACAAGAAGUAUUCAAAUUAACUAAACCUACAAAACUGCCAUCGCAACUUCUGCCACAACAAGAACAUCUUAAAAAACUUGAUCAAGAAGCAAAAGAAUUGAAAAUUUUGAAAGAAAUGGUUGUUUCUCGGAAAACAUUAAUAGCUUUUGGAUAUAUAAUGGAACCACCUGAAUCUAUACCAAAUGAAAAAAUCACGAGAAUAUGCAAUCGAUGUGGAACUGAAUUUCGAUUAGAUCAACAAUUACAACCAAUAGUUUGUGAAUUCCAUCAUGGGAAGAAACAAAGAGGGAAAUACAUAUGUUGUAUGUCUAAUGUUGAUGGACAACCUUGUAGUAAAGCCAAAAACCAUGUUUACUUAUUAAAUACCCCAGAAGAAAAGCAAGCAUUAUUGCCAUAUCAGUUUACCAAAGAAUUAUUUACCACCACCAGCACCAAGAGUAAAUCACGAGUACUUGGAAUUGAUUGUGAAAUGGGAUUCACCACAAAGGGGUUUGAAUUGAUGAGAAUAACGGCAAUUGAUUAUUUCACUAGCAAAACAGUUUUAGAUAUAUUUAUUAAACCUAUUGGUGAAAUAGUAGAUUUUAAUACUAGAUAUUCUGGUAUACAUGAAUUAACCGAUGAUUUUUUAUCAUGGGAACAACUGAUGGAAAAAUUAGGUGAAAUAAUGGAUUCAGAAACAAUAUUAAUUGGUCAUGGAUUAGAAAAUGAUAUGAAUGCCAUGAGAUUAAUUCAUGAAAAUAUAAUUGAUACUUCGAUUCUUUUCCCUAAUAAAUGGAAAACAGGACCAACUAGAAGAUGGAGUUUAAAAGAUUUGGCAUUUGAGUUUCUUAGUCGUCGAAUUCAAACUGGUGAACAUGAUAGUUGUGAAGAUUCUAUUGCUGCAAUAGAUAUUGUAAAAUAUUUUGUCAAAAAACGGUUACAAUCUAUAGGUUCAUCUAGUUGA
Molecule: messenger RNA, 1215 nt
Organism: Candida albicans SC5314
Lineage: Eukaryota; Fungi; Ascomycota; Pichiomycetes; Serinales; Debaryomycetaceae
Gene: REX3
Product: RNA exonuclease
Exons: 1
Coding region: 1-1215 (404 amino acids)
Cellular component (GO): nucleus
Molecular function (GO): exonuclease activity; nucleic acid binding
Source: RefSeq, a predicted model, not a curated record